Messenger RNA from Chilo suppressalis (striped riceborer), 6539 nucleotides. The record is from the annotation of a GenBank genome assembly. NCBI's taxonomy places the organism in Eukaryota, Metazoa, Arthropoda, Insecta, Lepidoptera, Crambidae.
GGGUGAUAAUUUAUCAUAAAUAUUCGAAGAUAAAAAGUAUUGUAAUUUACAAUUUUUAAACAUUAUGGACAUAUCCAUGGACGUCAAUAUGCUUGCUAAACAUAAAAUAUAUUGGAUAUCGGUUAUUCGGUUUAAUUAAAUAAGCAGUGUAGUCUGUGGGACGGUUAAAGCACAUCACUAUUUAAAAGCCGGGCGUGGUGCGGCUGCGCAAAUCUGUUGUUUGAGUGAAGUGAAUAAGAAUGGCGUUAACUUUUAUUUAUUUCGGUUACUAUAAAAUAAUUUAGCAUGAAAAUCACUUUAUAAGACAAAUAAAAUAUAUUUUAGAUCUAAGUGAACGUGUUAGUGUAAAUGGUAAUUUCAGUAUACCAAAAACACUGAAGCAAGACGUAUCUAUGGGCGUUAACUUCAGACCCAAAGACUGAAACAUGAAUCUCAUACUUAUUUUUAUAAGUUCAGCAUCAAUAAUACAAACAUGUGUAUCUCAAGACUACUCAGUGCCUACUUACAACCCUGACACCAGUCAACCUAAUCCAACAAAUGAUUAUAUUGGUCAGAAUGACCCUAGAUAUGACAAUCCUUAUGAUCCCAGUCGAAGAACAUAUAAGAAUAGAAAUCAAUUUCCAAAUGUAAAUCCAAACCAAUAUGAUCCCAAUCAGAGAUAUGAUAACAGGAAUGAUCCCACAUAUAAUCAAAAUUCAUUUAACUCUGAAAGCACACAAAGGCCUUCAUGGGAUGUUGGAAGAACAUACAGCACAUCCUUUAAAAAUGCCCCUUUGGAGCAUAAUAAUCUUAUCAUUAAUGAAGCGACAUACUUUAUUAUUGCAUCACGAAUGAUCCGUCCUGGGCAGAUAUACAAGAUCUCUGCCAACAUUCUGCAAGCUAAACUACAAAUGACAGUCAAAGCCUCCGUAUCAAGGGAUGGUGUUGAAAUUGCUGAUGUUAUACAAAGAGUGAAAGAAGGUGUACCUGAAAUUUUAAACAUGAGGAUACCUCCAACAUCUGUGCCUGGCGAUUAUAAGCUAAGAGUGGAAGGAUUGUACUUGGACAAUCCCUUUGGAGGACGGGCCUUCGUAAACGAAACCCAGCUGGAAUUCUCCAAGAGAUUUAUGACCAUAUUCAUUCAAAUGGACAAGCCUGUGUACAUGCAGAAUCAAAUGGUUCGUUUCCGCGCCAUUCCUAUUAGUACAGAACUAAAAGCAUUUGGCAGAUCAAUCGAUGUCUUCAUACUGGACCCAAACAGGCGAAUUAUGAAAAGAUGGCUCUCAAGACAGAGCAACUUCGGUACUGUGAGUUUGCACUACCAGCUGUCUGACCAGCCGUUGUUCGGCGAAUGGACCAUCCGGGUGGAGGCGCUAGGACAAGUGGAAGAGACGCAGUUCCUUGUUGAGGAAUACUACCAAACUAGAUUUGAGGUGAACGUAACUAUGCCAGCGUUCUUCUUCAACACCGACCAGUACAUCCAGGGUAAAAUAAUGGCGAACUACACAUCGGGAGCCCCCGUACGAGGCAAUAUGACAUUACGAGCUACAAUCAGGCCGAUACCGCAGUACCGGCCGCGGUACUACGCGCAGGGGCAGUUCAAUAACAGGGGACAAUAUGCGACACCGCCAGGGUUCGAUACCAGCCAGUAUACUAGAGUACGUCCGAACUACAACCCAUACUUAUACAACGAGAGCGGAUACCAGCCGUACGACUACAAUGGCCCAUUAGAAGAGAUAGGCCAGCGCCGUUAUCUGCCGGGCCAGCCAAACCAGAUAGACCAGCCCGACUGGUGGUACGACCCGCAAUUAGUUCGCACCAGGAUGUUUAACUUCGACGAAAAGUACCCGUUCUGGAUGGCUAAACCGGACGCGCUUCAGUACCAGAACAACCCUAACUACAACCCUUACACCACCCCUACUCCGGGAUACAACUCAUACUAUACUGCACCUUACGACAAGCUGCCUUACCUGAGAUUUUUUAACGGCACAUACGACUUCAAAUACCCGAUGUCGGAGCUGGCUCAGCUAGUGCCCGAUCUGGACGGCGUGGAAGUUAUUAUCACCGCGGCCGUGGGAGACCCCUUCCUGGACGACAUCAUAGAGGGAUACAGCAUCGCCAGGAUAUUCAACUCCUCGCUCAAACUCACUAUAUUGGGGGGUUCGCCGCAAGUCUUCAAGCCGUCCAUGCCGUUCGAUGUUUAUAUGGUGGUGUCCUACCAUGACGGAUCGCCUUUACCAUCGUGGCGAGCUGCCGGGAUAUCUCUGUCCGUUCAACUUCAAGUAGAAGGGAGGGGAGGGGGCGUCGAACCCCAACACCCGACCCUCGUGCCCGGCCACCAGGCCGUGUGGCAUCUGCGGCUAGAUCUCUACAAACUGCUCAAAUUGGAACGCGACCAGAACUUCCGCGAAGUGUUAGGUGAAAUAUCAGGUGUACGUCUCAGGGCAGAACUGUCCGACGGAGGAGGAUAUAGGGCCACGGCCGAUGCUCACUUCAUAGCUCAUUAUAGUGAACACAACCAGCAUCUGAAGAUAUCCACCAGCACCACGGACGCAAGGGUGAACGAAUAUGUGGUAUUUCACGUGGAGAGCAGCUUUUAUAUGGAGACAUUCAACUACGUGGUCAUGUCCAAAGGCAUCAUUCUUACAACUGGUCAAGAGAACAUAGAGGGAGGCCUGUGCACGUUCUCCGUAACAGUAUCGGCGGAGAUGGCGCCGGUGUCCACGGUGGUAGUGUGGGGCGCCCACAGACGGAGGCACGUGGUCGCGGAUUCAUUAACCUUCCCCGUCAACGGCAUCUCCAGGAACAAUUUCACUGUGUUCGUGAACAACCGUAAGCAUCGUACCGGGGAGCGAGUAGAAGUCGCUGUGUACGGCGAGCCCGGCGCUUACGUGGGACUGUCGGCCAUCGACGACGCCUUCUACACCAUGCAGGCCGGAAACGAGCUCACUUACGCCAAGGUGAUAUCGAAAAUGUCCCGUUUCGACGAGUCCACGAACGGCACGUUCUCGUACACGUGGCGCUCGCACUUCGGCGACGCGGACGACCUCGUCUACUUCCCUUCUUCGACCUACGGCAUCGACGCCAACAGGACUUUCGAAUACGCGGGUCUCGUAGUAUUUAGCGACGUGAUUGUCGCCCGACGUCCGUCCAUCUGCAACCAGAGCCUCGGGCUUCUGGAGUGUCUGCAGGGAGGCUGCUACCACCAAUCCUCACGCUGCGACGGGAAACCCGACUGUUCCGACCGCACCGACGAGGCUAACUGCGAACAUGACGACUGGAUGGACUUGAAUCACUUCCGAAAAUUCCGUUUCAACCGAGUGCAGCGACAAUACGACAACGUGUGGCUGUGGCGGGACAUCAACAUCGGACCGCACGGACGAUACGUGUUCACCGUCGACGUGCCGCAGGUGCCUGCUCAUUGGACAGUGUCGGCGUUCGGUAUGUCUCCCUCCCUCGGACUUGGCAUGCUGCAUACUCCGAUCCAUUACUCGGGCGUACUACCUUUCUUCAUGAAAGUGGAAGGGCCGGACGAGUGUCGACAAGGCGAACAGGUUGGAUUGCGAGCGGUAGUCUUCAACUACCAGCCGCAACCCAUCGAAGCAGUGGUGGUAUUAGCUGCCUCACAGGACUACAAGUUCAUACAUGUGGAGGAGAACGGCAUUGUUCGUUCAUACAACCCUCGCACCUCAUUCGGCGAGCACCAGUUCUUCGUUUGGAUACCGGCGGGAGACGCGGGCAUCGUCCACGUGCCCGUGGUGCCCACCCGGCUGGGGACUAUCCACGUGCAACUCCACGCCUCCACUCUCAUGGGGCAGCAUCAUGCUACCAAGACCAUGGAUGUCAAGGCGGACGGCCUCCCACAAUACCGUCACCAGUCUAUAUUACUAGACUUAUCCAACCGUGCCUACGUGUUCCAAUACAUGCACGUUAACGUGACCGAGACGCCGAUCAUACCGUACGAGGUGGACCGCUACUACGUGUUCGGGUCGAACCGCGCCCGCAUAUCGAUCGUCGGCGACGUGGUCGGACCCCUGUUCCCGACGAUGCCCGUCAACGCUACGAGUCUACUGGAUCUGCCUAUGGAUUCAGCUGAGCAGAACAUGUUCAGUUUCGCUGCGAACAUGUACUUGACAAUAUACAUGCGUCUCAUAAACCAACGCAACCACACUUUGGAGCGCGACGCGUUCUACCACAUGAACGUAUUAUACCAGCGCCAGCUGUCCUUCAUGAAGCCCGAUGGCUCCUUCAGCUUGUUCCGCAGCGACUGGAAUCAGUCAGCAUCAAGUGUUUGGUUGACGUCGUUUUGUGCGAAGAUAUUUCAGGACGCAUCCUUCAACGAAUGGGAGAACUUCAUCUAUAUUGAUCCUAAUGUGAUCUCCAUGGCGGUAUCCUGGGUAUUAGAACACCAGUUACCCCACGGUGCUUUCUACGAGGUGACAUGGCUACCGGACCGCAACGAUAACUCCACGCUAUCCGUGCCCAGGGAUCACCCUGUCGCCGGACAACUGCUGGCUGAUCCGGACAACCCUGCCGUUGUAGUAAAGGACUCAGUGAUAUCGCAACGUAACAUCACGCUGACCGCCCAAGUUGUUAUAAUGUUAGAAACUGUGAAGAAUCUCAAGGACAUCGGCAUUCGGGAGGGUCUGAGCGCUCGCGUGGUGCAAGCCCAACAACUGGGCAUCACGUGGCUGGAGAAGCAGCUCCGCUUACUCGACGAGUUCGGAGAGCCAUACGCGCUGGCUUUGGUCGCGCACGCGUUAACUCUAUCCAAGGCACCCACUUCGGAGCACGCCUACAGACUGCUGCGGAAACGGCAACGAUCCGAAGGCGGUCUAGUAUACUGGGGCCGCGAGCGCGUUCCGCCGCCUCCAUACAAAAUGGAGAACCAGAAACCUUUCCUAUUACCCCGCCUGCCGUACAAAUACGACUCCAACAACAUCGCAGCCACUGCGUACGCACUUCUGGCCUGCAUGGACCAUCAGGACAACAACGAGCCUAUAGUCAUGUGGCUGAAUGCGCAACGAUUGAAGGACGGCGGAUGGGCGUCUACGCAGGACACAUAUGUGGCUUUACGCGCUCUCAUCGAGUACACGAACCGUAAACGUUUGCGUGACGUGAGCUCGCUCGAUCUGACCAUCGACGCCGUCGCAUUAAACGGAUCUACUCGUUUGUUGCACGUUAGCAAUAAUAACCUAGCAUUGAUGCAGAGUAUAUCGAUCCCAGAAGCGUGGGGCACGGUAAAAGUGACAGCCCGCGGUGCCGGCUACGCGAUCCUGCAGAUGUCCGUACAAUACAACGUGGACGUGGAAAGAUUCCUCACAGCGCCUCCUGUAAAGGCGUUCUCUCUCCUGGCCCAGCCGCUGCGGUACUACGGCCGCAAUCAGUCGCACGUGGAGUUCCAGGCCUGUGCCAGCUGGACCCUCCUAGAAGAAUCCCCCCGGUCGGGGCUGUCAGUGUUGGAAGUGACAGUUCCCACGGGAUACAUGAUCCAGCAACAGAGGCUGGACGCGUACGUGCUGUCCCGACGCGUGCCUCCCUUGCAGCGCGCCAAGUAUACUCCCACCAAACUGUUCUUCUACUUCCAUUACUUGGACCAGGAAGCGACAUGCGUCAACUUCACGAUAGAGCGGUGGUUCCCGGUGGCGAAUAUGUCUCGCUACCUCCCAGUACGAGUCUACGAUUACUACGCGCCUGAACGCUUCAACGAGACGAUAUUCGACGCGCUGCCGACUUACCUACUGAAUAUAUGCGAGGUGUGCGGUUCCUCGCAGUGCCCAUACUGCGCCAUCUAUAACGCGGCCCCGAGAGUAUUCCUCGCCGCGCCUAUAUUACUCGUAGCUUUACUUACAACCUUUUAUCGGUACCAUGCACCGGAUCUGACAAUUGCAACUACGUAAACAAAACAUAUAAGACCUUGAUUCUACUGAAGGGCCAUUCAUUUAUUACGUAAAACUAUUUUCGCUGGUUUUUGACCCCCUCCCCUUUUUAUAAUAAGAAAAAAUAAAAAUAGGCCGAGCCCCUCUCGCCCUGUCUAAUAUAUAUUUACUAGCUGUCCCAGCGAACUUCGUACCGCCAUCAAAAAUAGGGGUUGGAGGUAGAAGGGUGAAAUUGUAGGGUUAUAUGUAUUUACUAAUACUGUACCAUAAAAAAAUUAAAAAAAAAAUAUAUCUAAAAUUGAAAAAAAAAUUUAGGGGUGGAUUACCCUUAACAUUUAGGGGGAUGAAAAAUAGAUGUUGUCCGAUUCUCAGACCUACCCAAUAUGCACACAAAAUUUCAUGAGAAUCGGGAAAGCCGUUUCGGAGGAGUUCAACCACAAACACCGCGACAGGAGAAUUUUAUAUAUUAGAUGUAAGAAUCUAAAGGAAAAAAUGAAUACACGCGUGGUUUGUUGUUGUUUUUGAUGUUUGUUUAUCAAAGUAACAAUGUUUAGAAAUAUUUUGGUAGUAAUAUACUUAGGUUAUCAAUAAGAACUAUCGGAACUCCCUCUCACCCCCCCUAAAAGAAAAAAAGACAUGAUCGAACCCCCCCCCCCCCCCCCUAAAUCGUCUUACGUAAUA